Molecule: messenger RNA, 1266 nt
Organism: Rhizopus microsporus ATCC 52813
Lineage: Eukaryota; Fungi; Mucoromycota; Mucoromycetes; Mucorales; Rhizopodaceae
Product: RNA-binding domain-containing protein
Exons: 3
Coding region: 1-1266 (421 amino acids)
Cellular component (GO): ribonucleoprotein complex; nucleus; cytosol
Molecular function (GO): poly(A) binding; poly(U) RNA binding; mRNA 3'-UTR binding
Source: RefSeq, a predicted model, not a curated record
AUGGCCACUAUAGAAAGCAAUGCUAUUGCUACAGAUGACAAAGUAAAUGGUAAAGAAACAGUAGCAGUAGAAGAACAGGAUAAAAAAUCAACUCAGAAUAACACUCCAAAGACUACACCCGAAACCCACUCUGUUCCUACUUCUCCGCCUUAUCCACCCUAUGGCUAUGAUCUGUCUGGUGAUCCCGUCAGCUUAACCUAUGUUUAUCCGCUUAGCCCUCAAUUUUCGGUUCAAUAUUAUCCUGAUUAUGCUAGUUAUCCAGGUUCACCCUCAUUAUCACCUUCUAUGAACCCAACAAGCCCACCCUUCAGCCCAACCUUUCAAUACCAGCAAGUGGCACUUUCUCCUCCCACCGCUUAUAUGCUCCCUCCUCACUCAGCUCAACCGUUUCCUCCACUUCAUUUAGCUUCACCCGUUUUAAGCACAACUCCUAUUCCUGGGUCCCCUCCUCAUCAAUACCUUCCUGGCCCAUAUAUCAUUUCCGCUGCUGACAACAGAAAUAGUAAAAGAAAACAUCAAAAACAAGAUUUACAGCAACACUUGGAAUCUGACAUAAAUGCAUACCAUACACAUAAUAUCUAUGUACGUGGAUUACCUUCAUCAACAACAGAUGAAUCCUUUUUAGAAAUGUGCCAAGCAUAUGGAACAGUGUCUUCUUCGAAAGCUAUCAUUGACCAAAAGACGGGUGAAUGUAAAGGCUAUGGCUUUGCCAUGUUUGAACAUGAAAAAGAUUGUGAAGAAGCGAUUGAAGGGUUAAACAAGUCCGGAUUUCAAGCAUCUUAUGCUAAAGUUGGACAAGAGUCCUUUAGUUCACGACUUCGACAUCUUCAAGAUGAAACAUCAACAAACAUCUACAUCUCCAAUUUACCCUUAGAUAUUACGGAACAGAAACUGGAGGAAUUGUUUUUACCCAAUCAAACUGUAUCGAGCCGUAUAUUACGAGACCCACAGUCAGGUAUUAGUCGAGGCGUAGGAUUUGCUAGAAUGACGGAUCGGGAGGCCGCGGUUGCCAUUAUUGAAAAAUUUAAUGGUCAUGUCAUCGAAGGUUCAUCCGCCCCAUUGCAGGUGCGAUUUGCUGACUCACCUGCACAAAAGAAGCUAAAAAGUCAAUCAGCCGCCCGUAGACGAAUGGUUAGACCUCAACCCAUUGCUGGGUUUUCUGUGAGACCUUUGAUGCCGAUUACACCAGAGACCAUGCUUGGUUUUGCUCCUGCACCUACUCAACCCUAUUAUACUGAACACCACCAUUUAAUUCAUCCACAGUAA